Messenger RNA from Metarhizium brunneum ARSEF 3297, 2133 nucleotides. The record is from RefSeq and is a predicted model, not a curated record. Lineage: Eukaryota; Fungi; Ascomycota; Sordariomycetes; Hypocreales; Clavicipitaceae.
AUGUCGAAAAGCUUGCCCUUGGGUAUCUUGCAAGAUGUCCUCGCGGAAACUCUUAAGAAGAAGGAGGACUGCUUAAGGAAGAGGGGGAAAGUGAAGAUUCAAGGCCGAGAGAUUGUCAUUCGUGAUGUGCUCAACAAGUUGUCUGCUUGCAUCACAAAAUUCAUUAGCAUAGGUGAUAUAAUCGUGCAAUACGACCCUGUGCAUGCAGCGCUGCCCUGGGCUGCGGUCCGCUUCGUGCUGCAAGUAGCCGUGGACGACCCCGAGACGUUUGACCUCGUGCUUUUUUACAUAGAACGUUUGGUAUAUUACAUCACGAUCUCUAGUAUAUUCGACGUGCAAUAUCUCCAGCCCAAGCAUCACCUUCUCGACGUUUACCCUCAACUUUUUGAAGCAAUCGAGACUCUCCAGACAAAUGUUCUAAAGUUCCUGGGAUAUUUGCUCCGCCACUUCUGCUCCAGCACCAUCGCACGGCAUCUCAAGAGCAUAGUCGUAUCAAAAAAAGACAUAGAAGCCAAGUUCCAGCCCAUCGAAAAGGCAUGGCGCAGAGUGGACGAACUAUCACGCCUUGCGACAGCAGAGAAGAACGAAGAAGAGUUUGAAGUCCUUCAGAACAAGCUACAAGAACUCUACAGGCCCAUCGCAAGAAGCGCCGACCACCUGGAGGCCAUUCAAGAUGGCUUGGAACGAGAAGCUCGCGUGCGCAUACUCAAAGCGAUUUCCACGAUUCCGUAUCCCGUACACCACGAAACCGCACGAAAGGGGCGCUUGGAAAGGUCAGGCGCAUGGUUGCUACGCAGCAAUGCUUUCAUAGACGGGAGGUCAGAGAGCUUGUCUUAUGUACUGUGGCUUCAUGGCAUACCUGGGUCAGGAAAGACGAAACUGGCUUUACUGGUUGCGGAUGAGCUUAUGCAAACGACCAAGAUUGCCUAUUUCUACUGCACUCGAAGCCCUGCUGAGCGGCAUCGAGGUCAGUGUGACAAGAUGGUCGCAAGCAUUGUGCGACAACUGGCAAGCCUCAGACCUGACCAGCCUAUACUUGGCCUCGUAGUCGAGCAAUAUCGAGAAGCGAUAGAUGGGUUUUCUGAAUUUGAAGAUCAGGCUUGGUCUAUUGAAGAGUCUCAAAGGGUGGUCCUGGAGCUUCUAGCCGAAUACCCCGCCGUUAAUAUCAUUCUGGACGAGGUCAACUACGAAGAACGACAGUUGCUCAUGGACGUGUUGUCAAGAUGGAUUCAAAAGUCUCCAAAUCUACUCAAAAUCUUUAUCUCGAGCAGAGAUAACUACGAUAUCGUCUUGCAGCUCGCAGAAUCACCCAAUAUAUACUUUCGUUGGGUUGAGCUCCAGAUUCAGUCCCUUUUGCCACUCAAAGUUGCAGCGGACAUUCGUAAUCGACUGGGAAAACUGCCACCUACCCUCGAAGGCUCUUAUUGGGAGAUCUACAACACAAUUCUAGAAUCAGGCAGACACGCAUCAAAACUAGCCAUCUUCACGUUUCAGUGGCUCUUAUAUGGGCAGAAAGUUAUUACAGCAGACAAUUUCGUCGCUAUCGCAUCAGCGUCUCUUCAGAUUGAAGAACCGGAUGGAGAAACAGGGCGCUCCGACUCUCUAGAAGCUAUCACGACCGGUGAGAUUCUUGACGUCUGUGCUAAUCUCGUUGUUUUACACAACGGGGUGGUUGUGCUGGCUCACUUAUCCGUGCGAGAAUUUCUGGAAGGUCUUACCGCGCGGAGUGUUGAUACUAUGAUCGCAGCGAGAGGUAACGACGCUAUUGCUGCGGCAUGUCUUCAACUUUUCUUAACGGGGACCGAGGCAGCGUACGACGAACUACAGGAGCCAGCUGUGGCCGACUCUCCACGUGACACUAGAAAUACACAGACGCCAAUUGAAGAGGUGAUGGACUCACCUUCUGGAACAAAGGGGCCACAGUCCGAUGAUGCUGCUGAAUCGACCACAGCAGAACCGGCUUUGAAGAAAGAUGGCAACGAUUCGAUUGACGAUUCCUCUACGCCCGGGGCCGAGGACUAUCAACCCCAGACUACGGUCAAAGCCCAACCGCCCGAACCUAAGCCGAUUCGUGUCAAGAUUGCUACUAAAAUGAUCAAUAGCGACGAUUCGCAUGCAUUAACCUACUCAUGA